Messenger RNA from Poecilia reticulata (guppy), 2347 nucleotides. RefSeq names its product TLC domain containing 3A (gene tlcd3a). The record is from RefSeq and is a predicted model, not a curated record. Gene Ontology annotation, biological process: lipid homeostasis. Gene Ontology annotation, cellular component: membrane; endoplasmic reticulum. NCBI's taxonomy places the organism in Eukaryota, Metazoa, Chordata, Actinopteri, Cyprinodontiformes, Poeciliidae.
UGUUGAGGCAGCAAAUCCAACCUCAUCAGUACUGCUGAGAUUUACAGUCAAAAAUAAAAUCUUCAUGGUUAUAGACAACUUGCACUGCCCCCAUGUGGUUAAAAGGAGAACUACUACAUGUUUACAAUAGAAUAGAAAUAUGCUUCCAAAUGCAACAGCAGAAAAAGUGACAGGCAAUCAAAGCAUGUAAAUUCAGACAAAGAUAUAUAUUAAAACAUAUAAAAACAGAAUAAAAGCAACAUACUGAACAGUAAGGGCAAAAAUUCUACAUAAAUAUUGCUUAUAAAAUAAAAUGACUCCCAAUCCAGUGGAAUGUGCAACUUAGAAUGUUAAUUUAAAAAAUGAGAAAAUGUGUAUAUUUGAGCAUUAAAAAGACAGACUAUUUACAAUAAAUGACAGUAACAACAGUGGAACAGCAGAGAUAUUCAGAAAUCAGCAUUAAUGUUAUAAUGUUAUUUAGAAUAUGUAAAAGCCAAGAUGUGUACAUAUAGUGUUUUUUUACUUAAUCAUAAACUGUUACAAAUAUACUGAAAUACCAGUAGUCAAUAAAUUACUGAAGUAUGGGUAAACAAGUAACUGGUAAAAAGGUCCCCUGAGUUCUGAGUAAAGGACCUGAUUGUGAGACUUAAUAUUUAAAAAAUAAAGUAAUCAGACAGACAUGAAUGCAAAUUGUCAUAUUAAAAAUGAAUAAAAGUAACAUAAUUACAGAUUAGUAAUUUUAAGCAGAAGAAGCACUUUUCCAAAUCAGUCCAUCCAUCUAUUCAUCCACUGAAUGUCAAGGUAAACAUUUGACAUGUUAACACCGCAACUCUUCAAAGUAAAAGCAUUUUCGGCCGUGCUUUUAUUGUGCUGGUCCCCUGAGCGGAAGUGGAGUGUAAGCGUUAGAUAAGGAGCUCAGCAUCGACUCCGCUGCUGCUGCUGCUGCGCUUCUCUUCACUGUGACUGUGCGGAGAUGUUAGACCGUUCCCGGUGAAAAAGCACCGAAGCUCUGCCCCGUGGAAAUGCCUCACCGCCGCAGGCUGUAACCGAGCGGGAUUCGCGGACAGCCGAGCGGGGCAGAGAAGGCCAGGUCUCCGGGACAGGUUGGGAGGAAAACACCGGCAGGAUGUGGCAAGUUUUAGCAUGCGGGGCUGUAGUUUUCCCCGGUCUUUUCUUCGUCUUCAGGAAGAUUCUGCCCGCUGUGUUCAAACACUGGACCGAUGCCGACGUGGUUCUGGUCAGCGAGAGGCUGGUGUCCUCCAUCCACGCUGUCAUGGCAACAACAGCGGGGAUCAUCGUCGUUUCCUCAUGCAGCAACAACAUCAUUUAUGACAGGCACUGGCUGGCCGCCUAUUUCGUCAUUUGGUACGGCGUUCCCUACAUGACGUAUGACAUCUUCGCCAUGUACCUCAGCCACUACUACCGCUACCACGUCAAGGGCCACGAGGACUACAAGCAGCACUCGCUGAGGACCGUCAACUCCUUCGUCCGGAGAGAGUUUCUGCUGGUGCUGCACCACAUCGCGCUGCUCACCAUCCUGCUGCCUAUCACACUGUUCUUCAGGAAGGACCAGGGGGAUUUCUUCAUCGGCUGCUUGUUCCUGACAGAGCUCAGCACGCCCUUCGUCUCCCUGGGGAAGAUCCUCAUCCAGCUGAGCCUCCAGGACUGCUGGCUGCAUAAGGCCAACGGCGGCAUGGUGCUGCUGACCUUCUUCAUGUGCCGCAUCGCCCUCUUCCCCUUCAUGUACUGGAUGUACGGCCGUCACUACGGCAUCCCGCUGCACGCCGUUCCCUUCCACCUGCCGCUCGCCACCAACCUGGGUAACUGCUGCAUCCUGGCGCCGCAGCUCUACUGGUUUGUGCUGCUGGUGAGGAAGGGCUACCGGCUGUAUCUGCGGAGCCGCGUGCCGCCGCCCGCAAAGGAGGAUUGAUGCUGCGGCUGCGCUAACUGGACCCGUUACGGUACUGUAGUUCACCAGGACUGCCUGCUCUCUGUCGCUCCUCCUGGGCCUCCAUACUCCAACUCCUCUGUAACAAAGCUGUUGCCUGAAGGACUUCUCACUCUGUCUGAUUUUACUGCACUCUGAAGAAAGGUCACAUUCACCUCACUGGGAGCGGGAGGCGGAGCUUCCUGGAGACUUUCUCUGAUCUUUCACUCCUGCUGUUUCUACAGCUGCUGCUGAUGGAGAGGUUCGUUACGGCGCUAACUGCUAGCAGUUAGCAGUUGGUGGUUAUGUUACAGCUCUGAUGUCACGUCUCCUGGGAGCGCCUCAUCCACAUUUAAAUCUGUUACAAGUCUGCAUUAAUAUUCCAACUACACUGUUUAUUUUUAAACUUUAAUGGGGCGAUUAAACGUUUCUGAAAUUUCA